AUGGCUAGCGUUUGCAUCCAGGUUUACAGGACAGCCAAAAUGAGAUCAGCUCUUUUCCAACCCCUCCUACUACCCCGCCGAGCCUUUUGCUCUGCUGCUCCUAGACCUUUCACUCUUCCGCAGCUUGUCUCUUCUUCCAAAACUUUCAACAAACCUCGCUUCUUCUCGGCAACCACAGCAAUGGGUAACUCCAAGGUUUUCUUCGACGUCGAGUGGGAGGGUCCCGUCUUCAAGAACGGCGAGGAAACCAAGGCCGUUGAGGUCCAGAAAGGUCGCAUCAACUUCAACCUCUUUGACGAUGUUGUUCCCAAGACUGCCGCGAACUUCCGUGCCCUCUGCACUGGCGAGAAGGGCUUCGGUUACAAGGGCUCUGACUUCCACCGCAUCAUUCCCAACUUCAUGCUCCAGGGUGGUGACUUCACACGCGGCAACGGCACCGGUGGCAAGUCCAUCUACGGCGACAAGUUCGCCGAUGAGAACUUCCAGCUGAAGCAUGACAAGCCUGGUCUGCUGUCCAUGGCCAACGCCGGCCCCAACACCAACGGCUCCCAAUUUUUCGUUACCACCGUCGUUACUUCUUGGUUGAACGGCCGCCACGUCGUUUUUGGCGAGGUCGCUGACCAGCAGUCCCUGGACAUUGUCAAGGCUCUCGAGGCUACUGGUUCCGGCUCCGGCACUGUCAAGUACAGCAAGCGCCCCACCAUCACCAACUCUGGUGCUGAGUAG
Molecule: messenger RNA, 726 nt
Organism: Akanthomyces muscarius
Lineage: Eukaryota; Fungi; Ascomycota; Sordariomycetes; Hypocreales; Cordycipitaceae
Exons: 7
Coding region: 1-726 (241 amino acids)
Biological process (GO): protein peptidyl-prolyl isomerization; protein folding
Molecular function (GO): peptidyl-prolyl cis-trans isomerase activity
Source: RefSeq, a predicted model, not a curated record